Acipenser ruthenus (sterlet) is the source of this 4308-nucleotide messenger RNA. RefSeq names its product pre-mRNA-splicing factor ATP-dependent RNA helicase PRP16. Gene Ontology annotation, cellular component: spliceosomal complex; intracellular anatomical structure. The transcript has 27 exons. The record is from RefSeq and is a predicted model, not a curated record. NCBI's taxonomy places the organism in Eukaryota, Metazoa, Chordata, Actinopteri, Acipenseriformes, Acipenseridae. Gene Ontology annotation, biological process: mRNA splicing, via spliceosome. The coding region runs from base 463 to 4206 and encodes 1247 amino acids. Gene Ontology annotation, molecular function: RNA binding; ATP binding.
UUGGUUAUUGAAUCCGGGGAUUCUGGGAUAGAAAUGGCUGCGUACUGAAGUCGUUUUCAGUAGAUUAAAACAUUAAGAAACAAGGGACGUGAGAGCGAGACACAGUUGUGAAUUUUACAAAGCUGACUGCCGUCGUUAUUCUGCUGUUCUAAAACCUGCACCCCAGACUGGAGUUGUUCGACGGUGUAUGACCUGGACUGGAAAAAUAUCUGGAUCUUAAAAGUAUAUAAGAUGCUGGGUGAAGACCUUACCUGAAUCUCAAAGUGUAUAUCCUGGUGUGGAAUCUUGUCCACAUCUGGAGAUCUUGGGAAUUCUGGGCUACAGGCUGUGCUUGAUAUUGGCUUUGGCGCUUGGUCUAGAUUGUUUUCUGCAUACCCUUCCCAAGAUCAGAAAGCUUUAGGGCUGUGUGCUCUUAAGGCUUGGCUUUUUCUUUAGACUGUGUCGAGUGCUGAGUCGGUUUUGAUGAUGGACGCUGAUGCUUCGCUGCACCGCCUGGCGGGCAGUGACCCGAGCACGGAGGUGGGUGGGCUGAUUCUGUACAAGAAAAGCGCAGCGCCGGAGCAGCACGUGUUCCGAGCCCCCACGCCCCGCACCUCCCUCCUGGGCCUGGACCUGCUGGCAGCACAGAAACGCAAGGAACAUGAGGACAGGGAGAAGCAAGAGAACGAGGAGAAGGAGAAGAAGAAAUCCAAGGUGUCCUCCUACCAGGACUGGGAAGAGGGUCGUGAGGACUCUGGUUCAGACGAGGAGAGUACUGAGAAGGAAGGGGGUGCCAGCAGGAAAGAGAGGAAGUACCGCGUGACGGGGUCGGAGACACCCUCAAACCCAGGAGGGGUCAGCGAGGAAUUCCGGCGAAAACACCAGCAGAGAGAGAGGGACCGUCGGGAGCAUGGAGUGUACGCCUCCUCGAAGGAGGACAAGAAACGAGAGAGGGACGGGGACCGAGAACGAGACAGAGACCGGGACCGACGGAGUCAGAGAGACGAUCGGGAGCGCAGUCACCGCAGCAGCAGCCGGUCGGAGCGAGGAGAUCGGAGUGAGCGGGAUCGCUCUCAGAGAGAGGGGGGCAGGAGAGAAGAGCCUGAAAGCCCCCGGCACCGACCCAAAGAUGGCGCAACACCGUCUCGCUCCAGCUGGGACGAGGAUGACAGCGGCUACGCGAGCUCUCGGCGCUCCCAUUGGGAAUCCCCUUCCCCUGCCCCUUCCCACCGGGAAUCCGAGCGUUCAGAGCGGAGCCAGCGCUCAUCAGGCCGGGAGAGCGAGAGGAGGGAUCGUGACAGGUCUGUAAAGAGCAGAUAUCCAGAUGAUACCCCCCUGCCAACGCCCUCCUACAAAUACAACGAGUGGGCCAAUGACAGAAGACACCUGGGCGCCACCCCCCGGCUCUCCCGUGGGAAAGGAAGGAAGGAAGAGGGUGAAGACGGGAUCUCCUUCGAUAAUGAGGAAGAGAAACAGCAGUGGGAGGAAGACCAGAAGCAAGCGGACCGGGACUGGUACAUGAUGGAUGAGGGCUUUGACGAGUUCCACAACCCCCUGACCUCAAGCUCUGAGGACUACGUUAAGAAGAGGGAGCAGAUCCUGCAGAAACAGACUCAGAAACGCAUCUCUGCGAAGAAAAGACAGAUAAACGAGGAUAAUGAGCGCUGGGAGACCAACCGCAUGCUGACCAGUGGAGUGGUGCAACGGCUGGAGGUGGAUGAAGACUUUGAGGAGGACAACGCAGCCAAAGUUCACCUUCUGGUGCACAACCUGGUCCCACCAUUCCUGGACGGUAGGAUCGUAUUCACUAAACAGCCGGAGCCAGUGAUCCCAGUGAAGGACUGCACCUCGGACAUGGCCAUUAUCUCACGCAAGGGCAGCCAGCUCGUCCGCAAGCACCGCGAGCAGAAGGAGCGCAAGAAGGCUCAACACAAGCACUGGGAGUUGGCUGGCACCAAGCUGGGUGACAUCAUGGGCAUUGAGAAGAAGGAGGAGGAGACUCCGGGCAAGCCUGUGGGUGAAGACGGCACUGUGGACUACAGGACGGAGCAGAAGUUUGCAGAUCACAUGAAAGAGAAGAGCGAAGCAAGCAGCGACUUUGCCAAGAAGAAAACCCUCCUGGAGCAGAGGCAGUACCUGCCUAUCUUCGCAGUGAGACAGGAGCUGCUCAAUAUCAUCAGGGAUAACAGUAUCGUGAUUGUGGUGGGCGAGACUGGCAGUGGAAAGACUACUCAGUUGACGCAGUAUCUUCAUGAGGACGGCUACACGCAGUAUGGCAUGGUGGGCUGCACGCAGCCGCGAAGAGUCGCUGCCAUGAGUGUGGCUAAAAGAGUGAGCGAGGAGAUCGGGGGUAACCUCGGAGAGGAGGUGGGCUAUGCUAUCCGUUUUGAGGACUGUACCUCGGAGCAGACGGUCAUCAAGUACAUGACCGACGGAAUCCUGCUGAGAGAGUCCCUGCGCGAGUCUGACUUGGACCACUACAGCGCCAUCAUCAUGGACGAGGCUCACGAGAGGUCACUCAACACAGACGUGCUGUUUGGGUUGCUCCGAGAGGUCGUUGCCAGACGCUCAGAUCUGAAACUAAUAGUGACAUCAGCAACGAUGGAUUCAGAUAAGUUUGCUGCGUUCUUCGGGAAUGUCCCAAUAUUCCACAUCCCAGGAAGGACGUUCCCUGUGGAUAUCCUCUUCAGCAAGACACCUCAGGAGGACUAUGUGGAGGCAUCAGUGAAGCAGGCUCUGCAGGUGCACCUUAGCGGCAUGCCUGGCGAUAUCCUCAUCUUCAUGCCAGGACAAGAGGACAUUGAGGUGACUUCUGAUCAGAUCGUGGAGAGACUAGAGGACCUGGAAAGUGCUCCCCAGCUGGCAGUGCUGCCCAUCUACUCCCAGCUGCCCUCAGACCUGCAGGCCAAGAUCUUCCAGAAGGCCCCAGAUGGUGUGCGGAAGUGCAUUGUUGCCACAAACAUCGCUGAGACAUCUCUGACUGUGGACGGGAUCAUGUUUGUCAUCGACUCGGGCUACUGCAAACUAAAGGUGUUUAACCCUCGGAUCGGAAUGGAUGCCCUGCAGGUGUACCCCAUCAGCCAGGCCAAUGCCAACCAGAGAUCGGGUCGAGCCGGAAGAACUGGGCCUGGACAGUGCUUCAGGCUGUACACUCAGAGUGCCUACAAGAAUGAGAUGCUGACCACCACGAUCCCAGAGAUCCAGCGUACCAACCUGGCCAAUGUGGUCCUGCUGCUGAAGUCACUGGGGGUUCAGGACCUGCUGCUCUUUCACUUCAUGGACCCCCCGCCUGAGGACAACAUGCUGAACUCCAUGUACCAGCUGUGGAUCCUGGGCUCGCUCGACAACACUGGGGGUCUGACCCCGACUGGUCGUCUCAUGGUGGAGUUCCCUCUGGACCCCGCCCUUUCGAAGAUGCUCAUCGUGUCAUGUGACAUGGGCUGCAGCUCCGACAUCUUAAUCAUUGUGUCGAUGCUGUCUGUACCCGCCAUCUUCUACAGGCCAAAGGGCCGUGAGGAGGAGAGUGACCAGGUGCGUGAGAAGUUUGCAGUCCCCGAGAGUGAUCACCUGACCUACCUGAACGUGUAUCUGCAGUGGAAGAACAACAAUUACUCCACUAUUUGGUGCAAUGAGCAUUUUAUACACGCCAAGGCCAUGAGGAAGGUUCGGGAGGUUCGGGCCCAGCUCAAGGAUAUCAUGGUCCAGCAGAGGCUCAGUCUGGUGUCCUGUGGGUCGGACUGGGACGUCAUUAGGAAGUGCAUCUGUGCUGCCUACUUCCACCAGGCUGCCAAGCUCAAGGGUAUCGGGGAGUAUGUGAACGUGCGGACGGGGAUGCCCUGUCACCUGCACCCCACCAGCUCACUCUUCGGAAUGGGGUACACCCCGGAUUACAUUGUCUACCAUGAGCUUGUCAUGACCACAAAGGAGUACAUGCAGUGUGUCUCCUCUGUCGACGGGGAGUGGCUGGCAGAGCUGGGGCCCAUGUUCUACAGCGUCAAACAAGCCAACAAGAGCAGACAGGAGAAUCGCCGGCGAGCAAAGGAGGAGAUAUCGGCCAUGGAGGAGGAGAUGUCCCUGGCUGAGCAGCAGUUGAGAUCCCGGAGAGAGGAGCAGGAGAGGAAGAGCAACCUGGGCAGUGUGAGGUCAGUUAAGAUCUGCACACCAGGGAGAAAAGAACAAGCUGCCCUCAUGACACCGAGACGAACACCGGCAAGAUUUGGACUUUAAAUGUGUACUUCCCUACUCCUGAACUCAUUCAAAAACAUGUAACAUUAAAAUAAAAAUAAUAAUAAAAAUAAAAAACAAUAAAAAUAAGUUGCAAGACCUUCA